AUGAUGAGCCACCAAUUGCUCGCUUUGCUUCUCGCCGUCGCCUGCGUCGCCGUCACCACCGUCCGAGCCUACGAGGUUGGUUUUUCGGCGAAAAUUGGUGUUUCGAAGGGUCUAGCCGCAUUUUUAGACCCUCAAGCUUGUCCGCAAUCGUAUUUCGACCCGGCGACCAUGAACUUGAGCGAUGAUUUGAUUGAUUUUUGACAAAACGCGUUCAAACUCGGAUUUCUCCCCAAUUUCCGCAUUCCGCAUUCCGCAUUCCGUGACGAUUGGUUCGAGGUGAAAGUUCAAAAACGUUUUUGAAACUUUCCGUGCAUUUUAACGCCCUCAAAUUACAAAAAUUGGCGGCAUUUGAGAUUACAAUGAAACCACAGUUUCCGAGAAAAACGUUCAACAUCUCACGAAUGUCUAGUUGCACUUUUUGUGUCUCUAAUCCCUGUCUAAAGGCCUCUAAUGAGCACGGAUUACGUCACUUCGCCUCCUGUUUUUCCAUUUCGCCUACAAAUGCUCACUCUACUGAUCGAAAUUGAAUUGGAUCGCAUGGCUCAGUGGUUUUAGGAGUGGUUUUGAUGUGUCCAACCACGCUGCCGAACCGACAAUAUUCGUUGGAGAAAUCGGAAAAGGCGGCGAGAAAAAGCUCAUUUAGAUGCGUGGCACUGAUUGCUUUCGGCUAUUAUUGGGCAACGAGAAUUUGAUUAAAAGCCAAAAGUAAAAGUGUCUUUCUGAAAGUUUCGUUGACCAAAACAUCCUAGAGUGAGCGAAAAUUUAAGGAAAAUAGCAAGUCAAAUUGGCUUCAUCGCCUCGAAUGUUUUUGUCUCCAAAAAACGCGCGCGGGCAUGUCAGGAUUUUUUUGAAAUAUUAUGUACAAGACGAACAAUAGACGCACGACAAUAGUUAUUUUGAUGAUGUUGGAGCAAAAUUCUAGUUGGAAUUGCUCUCUCUGAAAUCCGGAUUAUUUAUUACAAAUACAACCCAGCAGAUCAGGGAUCACCUUUUCAUUGCUCAUCGUUGAACGGCUACUGUAGCUUUGGGAGACGAGUUUUGGUUCUGAAAAUUGUCUUGGGAAAAGUUGAAGUCUAGUAGAACAUUUUUGUAGUUGAGCGUUUUUUUCGAUGACCACUCCCUGGGGUACGGUAGCUCGAUGAAAUUUCGACGACUUUAGGUGGCCCAACUUUCAAGAGCUACAGUACUCUUCGAAGUAGUUGUAUCGAAAAGUUGUCAACUACAAAAAUGAAGUUCCAGAUGUGUGCAUUAUUUUUGUAGUUGACAACUUUAUGAUACGACCACUCCGAAGACUACUGUAGCUCUUGGAAAUGGAUACUACUUUUUCGGAACUACCAAGAGCUACAGUACUCUUCGAAGUGGUUGUACCAAAAAGUGGUCAACUGCAAAAAUAAAGUGUGAUGCAGCCCUAUCAAAGCUGAUAUUAUCCACUUCCAGGAGCCGGAUCUCGACGCGUUGGCCGAGUUUUGCGGAAAAGAAUCCAACAAAAAGUACUGCGAGCAAAUCGCUCAACUCGCCACUCAACACGCCAUCGAAAUCAAUCAGGUACGCUCUCGUUUUUGAACUUUCGGGGUCCAAACGCGCGCUUUGCGUGCCUCUUUUGUUCGAUUCGAAAAGAGCACGGCACACUUGAAAGGGCGAAAAGUGUCCGGACGAGGGAACGUCACUUCAACACAAAAAUGCAACUUUCCGAAGCUCUUGAAGCGCCGAAAUUCGCGUUCCCAGCUUGUUUCCAGUGUCUAGAGAGCUCUUCGCAAAAAUCUGCGUCAGACGGGGACUUGAAGUUGUUGUCUUGCUACCAAAAUUUCAAAAUACAACCUUCUCGAGCGCUGAAUUACAGGGUGGGGAAUAAAUAUAGCGCCCAAUUCAAAAUGCCGUAAAAAGUUCAAAUCGCAAGAUUUUUUUUCUGUAAAUCUACUAAAAGCUCUAUUAAACAAUAACAAAAAGAAUGGCAUUAGCAGUUUUUGCCGAUUGCACCUUUCUCUUCGUUGGCAGCCGUCAGUCUCCUCGGAUACGAGUCAGCGGCGGCACGGGGGUAGUUGACGUAAAGAUCGUGUCAUGGCUUCCGUAGUUCAACUUUCCGGACUCCCUAUUUUGGUUAAUUGUGAAUGGAUACAUACUAGGCAAACCACCCAAACUCGGAGAAGUCCAUAGAAAUCAUAUCCGACUUGAAAUCUACUCGUUCUUCUUAAGUGAUAAAACUUGCGAAAUUGGCUUUGCGCCACUGUUAGGUGGUUUUGGCUCGAUGAGCAGGUGUACCGUCUUGCUGGAAGACCCUAUCUUGUUUUCCGUAAUCUACUAGAUCCAAGACAGUUCCUUCGACCCGAGAAUCUUACUAGAGUAGCAUUUACGGUUGAUUUUCGCUCCAAUAUCAGUGCUGUUUUGCCAUUGGCGGAAAUUUUCCAAAGAACCAUUACUGAAGCCGGAUAAAAAAUUUUAAAAAUUAUUUUUCCAUUUCGACGGACAGUCUCAAUGUCCCCUGAGAUGACCUUGUUGUUGUGAUUAUCAUUUUCGAUACCAGCAGCGUGUAGCCACUCAUCUCCGAUCAGAGUCUGCAGGCGCGUGCCUUGCCGCGUGCCGCCAACGGGACUUCCGGCUUUCUUGAAGCGAAAGUCCUUGUUAUGGAACGAUUCUUUUGAAUACGAUAAGGAAUCAUAUUUAGUUCCUGUCUGGCAAUAGCUUACAUAGAUUUUAAGCUCAUACGGAACUCUGACGACAUUUUCUACGUGCUUCUCUCCGGGUUUCUACGAUUUUUGCUCUAACCGAUAUGACCAUCUUGGGAGUUGUCACUGGGAUCGGGGGACCACUUCUCUACUUGUCUUCCAAUGUUCCGAGGUGUCAGAAACAUCGGGAAGUCAUAUUAACAAACAAUCUUCCUACGCCGAGCUUCCUAACUAUUUUAGACGAUCGCAUUCCUAUCCUUGUGAACCCCAUAAUUACGGACCUAGGCGAUGACGGAGCCACCAUUUCUCUCAAUAUUAACAGAAUUGUCUGCAACUUAGACAAAUGGUCAAAAAUGAAGUGAUGAAUGGAAAAAAUAACAUGAGCGGCCAUCCCAUUGGUUCUGUAGGCGCCAGCGCUGACGCGAAGUUUGGGCGCUAUAUUUAUUCCCCACCCUGUAUGUGUCUGCCUCAUUUUGACGCAAAACUUUGCCGCUAGCCCGGUCCGACGGCUCUUCACGGCGCCAAACACUUCAAAAAUGCAAAAAUCUCGCGUCACAGGGACUUAUGGCGCUUCGGAAACGUUUUGACCCAAAUUUCUUGUGUUCCGAAAGCCCAUUUCGAGUACCUAUCGUUGCAGCAGGAACAAGUGCGAAUGGAGAAGCGGAAGCCGUCGUUCGUGCGUUUCGGAAAACGAUCGGCCGGCGGAUAUCCGCUCGUCAUCGAGCAGGACGAAAUGCAAAUGGACAAGAGAAAGCCGUCGUUCGUGCGAUUCGGACGCAAGUAG
Molecule: messenger RNA, 3447 nt
Organism: Caenorhabditis sp. 36 PRJEB53466
Lineage: Eukaryota; Metazoa; Nematoda; Chromadorea; Rhabditida; Rhabditidae
Source: the annotation of a GenBank genome assembly